AUUACAGAAUCACUGGAAAUACUGUGCUGUGUUACUGCUGUGGUCUGCGUAGCUUCCGAGAGUUGACCUACCAGUAUCGGCAGAACAUUCCUGCUUCUGAGUUGCCAGUGACUGUCACAUCCCGUCCUGAUUGCUACUGGGGCCGUAACUGUCGCACUCAGGUGAAGGCUCACCAUGCAAUGAAAUUCAAUCACAUCUGUGAGCAGACAAGGUUCAAGAACUGAGUAUUGGAGGAGACACCUAAAACAGUUACAGAGCACAGGAGGCAAUGAUACUGUGUUUUUUAAAAUACCACAUACAAACACUUUAAGGGCAUUUUUGACAGUUUCUCCUAAGCAGCACUGGGGUUUCUGGUCAGGCACUCUGGUGUGGCUUUUCCCUUCAUGAAGCUUUACCUUCAGUGAGACGUGUGUGUGUGUGCAUGUACAUGCAUGCACACACACAUGCACACCCAUGCACACACACACACACACACACACACACCAUGUGCCCAGUAACAUGGGAGACCUACUGGCCACACUGACCUCGUGGUCAGUGCGGGAGGAUCAGCAGACCUAGCUCCCCCACUAGGCAGCUCUCACCACCUGUGUGGUGAGGCAGUUGAUGGUGCAGGUUUGUACUUGUUUGUUUUCUACCUUGUACCUUGACUAAGUUAAAAUGGAAAAGUUUCAUGGAAAAAGGGUCAGCUAUGUGAGAAGCAUUCUAUGGAAAGAAAGAAAGCAUAAGUUUACAGCCUCCAGGGAUGUACAGGAUAUUCUGUCUGGAAAGACACAGCCUUUUGUAUAUUUUUUAUUUUAAUAAGUUUGGUGCUUAUCAUCUAAUAAGAUUUAAAUAUUAAAAACUAGCACAAAUACUAUAACUUAUACUUUACAAAUUGACUGAAAUUGGGAAUAGUCUGAUAUAUGGAAUAAUGAGCAUAUAUUUCUGUUUAUUUAAAAAAAAAAAA
Molecule: messenger RNA, 946 nt
Organism: Psammomys obesus (fat sand rat)
Lineage: Eukaryota; Metazoa; Chordata; Mammalia; Rodentia; Muridae
Gene: Chfr
Product: checkpoint with forkhead and ring finger domains
Biological process (GO): ubiquitin-dependent protein catabolic process; mitotic cell cycle checkpoint signaling; protein ubiquitination
Cellular component (GO): nucleus
Molecular function (GO): ubiquitin-protein transferase activity
Source: RefSeq, a predicted model, not a curated record